Hydatigera taeniaeformis is the source of this 1425-nucleotide messenger RNA. The record is from the annotation of a GenBank genome assembly. Lineage: Eukaryota; Metazoa; Platyhelminthes; Cestoda; Cyclophyllidea; Taeniidae.
AUGACAACUCGUGCAUUUUCGAAUUCAAGCAAUACCCACGAAGAAGAUGUGCAUCCACUAUCAGAGAUAAUGUGUAAUUGUGAACUCUGCUACGCACGACUGUGUGCAUCCACCAGGCAGUUUACUGAGGAAGAUUUGAUGUACAAUCUAGAUCCACUUGACAAUUUUCCAUUUCUUAAUAGCUCAAAAAUUAUGCCAACUUACCUUCCAUAUGGCUACGAUUUAACAGGCAGCUCUAUGUGUGGUGAUGCGAAUAGAGUAGCUGUAAAUAAGAUGACCUUUCAGAGCGCCAUGAACUCGGAGACAGCAUUCCCCAUGUAUCCAUCUCCAGAGUGGCAAUACUGUUCAAAAGUACUGGAACAGGUGCCUUGUGAGGGCGAUUUCAGUUUAGCAGCACUAUCGAACCCACAGCUGUACUUGUCCAAAGAAUCCGUCAUUCACUUGAGACUAUCGGCAUAUGUCGUUCUUGAAAGGUCAGGAACGGCUUAUCGUUUGAUCAACUAUCGCAAUAACUCUGCGUUAGCACUUAGUGAAAAUUGCCAAUAUGGAUACGUGUAUCAUUUCAACUGUCGCGGGCUAAUUAAUAUUCAUCACGAAAAGCUCUCAAUCACAUUUGAUAAGGAGCGACAGAUAUUACUGCGGACUGAAAAGCCCAGUUUUGUAAAGAAUGAGAACGAGUACUAUCGACUGACCAUGCACCACUGGGCUCAAUGCAGACCAGUAUCGAUGGAUUUCUUUGAUCGUGACCGUACUCCAGACAUUCUGAGGAAAUCCGGAUUGGAUAAAGUAAAUGAGGAACCGAAACUCUUAGACCUAGUUAACUCUUCAGUAAUUCAGAAAGAUGCCAGCGGUCUCACGAUUUACCUGGGUGAUGCCCGAAUCGAGCAACGUUUGAACGGUGACGUAAGCCUCUCAUGGAUGCAUGGGGAGCAGUUUAAUUCCCUCUUUGUCUCACCUCUGACGGGCGGCUUGAGCUUGUCCACAAGAAAUCUGGAGAUAAUUGCCACCCCCAAGAAUGAAAUCUACAUAUCAUUCGCGGAUUUUUUUGUCCAUGUCGAAUCUCAACAGAUGACUGUCAGCAGUGGUGCAAUGUCUGGUCGUCUAAACCACGUCAGGAGUCACCCCUGUCUACUAAGACUAGUAAAUAGUCAUGUGGACAGCCAAAGUCUGCCCCAAUAUUGCCCCUACAUGAACCACUCACAGAACAGUCCCAUGCAUAGCGCCAGUAAACACGGAAGUCAUGGACGCCACGAGGGUAACUGCAAGACUAGUACUGGCACUAACGCUCCUCAAAUCGAAAAUACGAUGAAUACGCAUUGUGACACAAUGAAUGCAGAGGAACCAAUUCGUAAACUGUCCUGCGGAGGCAAUUGUCCCAAGUCUUCUGAUACACCGCUCCUCUCGAAAGCAACAACGACAUCUUAG